Messenger RNA from Closterium sp. NIES-67, 1302 nucleotides. Lineage: Eukaryota; Viridiplantae; Streptophyta; Zygnematophyceae; Desmidiales; Closteriaceae. The record is from the annotation of a GenBank genome assembly.
UUCUUCCCUUCCGACCUGCCUGCCGUUAUCUCCGCUUUCCUCCACCACCCAUUCCGUGCGGCUGUCAACGCACUGUCUUUUUCACCGCUCAGCGAUAGUCUCUCGCAACACUUUCGUUCCCCCGGCAGCGCUUACCGGUAGUUACUAACACUCUCGAUAUCUCUCCCGACUCCGUUGAUUUCCCCCCCCCAGCGGGGCAUGUGUCGGCCGCAAGUGGAGCGGCCGCUAGCGGCGCUCUCGCUGCUGCACCACCAGCUGCAGCAGCGCCGCCAGCCGUGGCUCGCGCCCGACUGGUCCCCGCCGGAAUCCGUGCCGGAUGAAGCGGAGGCCGCCGCCGCGUGGCUGCGCUUCCAGCGGCGGCGGGUGCGGCUGCUGACGCGGCGCAUGCGCUUCCUGCUGCUGCUGUUGCUGGCGCUGGGCGUGCUGCAGAUCGUGCUGGGCACCUACGUGUCGUAUUGCUUCCACGCGGCCGUCGCCAAGCACCGCGCCCGGAACCAGGAGCUGCAGCAGGCGCUGGUGCGGGCAGGCGAGGCGUGGCAGUGGCAGCAGCAGUGGUGGGCGCAGAGCAAGCAGGACAGGGCGAAAGGGAGAGCAGCACACAGCAGCAGCAGCAGCAGCAGCAGCAGCAAGACGGGCAAGGGGGAGCUGGGCCUGCCUACUGUCUCCCUCCCUGCCAGGACCCUGCUUGCUCUUGACCCUGCCCUUGAUGCUGUGCACAUGGCAUUAGAUGAUGAGGAGGAGGAAAUGGGUAGUGAUGCUCGUGCUGAUGAUGCCGAUGGUGCGACUGCCAAUGACACUGUUCAGUGUAUAGAUGGCUAUCUCUCAGCUCCUGCUGCUUCUUCUUCUGCUCCUGCUGCUGCUGCUGCUGCUUCCACGUGUAGUGGUGCUGUCGCUGUCAGCAGUGCGGCCUUGUUGCCUGCCAUGUGCUGCGACCACCAGUGGCUGCACCACAUGCCACACUCAGCACACGAGGGAAUGCCAUCCCACACUCAGCACAGCAGCAGCAGCGGUAGCAGCAGCAGUAGCAGUGGUGGCGGCAGCAGAAGCAGCACUCAUCAACCUAUUAGCGUGCAUCAACCCUAGCAACGCGCCCCAUACCUGUCAGCCCGGCUCUCACCAAUCUCCUGCUCCCAUCCCAUCUCCUCCCCAGCCGCCCAGUUUGGUUGGCCCAUGGAUCAACUGUUGUACAAUACAUUUUCUCCUGUUGGUUAGGUGUACGUAUAUUCCAAGCUGAAAUUACCCAACGAUAUUGCAUUCUCCUUAGGUCAGUGCUUGUUUGACUCCUUUAACCGUAGUAUACUU